Molecule: messenger RNA, 1678 nt
Organism: Lolium perenne
Lineage: Eukaryota; Viridiplantae; Streptophyta; Magnoliopsida; Poales; Poaceae
Product: probable F-box protein At4g22060
Molecular function (GO): protein binding
Source: RefSeq, a predicted model, not a curated record
AUGGGUGUGCCACCCGUCGGCCAAACGAGCAGCACUGGAGAGAUCCCCGCCGCCGUUAUCCUUGGGAACCGUGCAGUCUUUCCCGGCGGCUCUCUCUGGCAGCGGCGAGUGAUAAAACCUCUGGCUGCUCCUACCUCUCGCCGCCGCCGCAGCUACUCGCCGUUCCACCACUCGCAGCCUCUUGCCCCGGCUCACAACGCGAAGCCUCCAAGUCGGACGUGCCCCUCGCUGCAGAGCAGAAUUAUCCCCUCAUCGGAUCCGCCGGCCAAGCUGCUGCUGUUCCUCGUGUCACCUGCCGCCGAGCUGCCACUCGACAUACUGAUGGAUAUAUUUACGCUGCUGGAGAUUCCUGACCUUGUGCGUGCUGGCUCUGUCUGCCCCUCCUGGUGCUCCGCAUACACCAGCCUAUGCAACCUUGGGCAGUACAAACAGUCCCAAACGCCGUGCCUGCUCUACACCUGUGAAACUGACAGUGAGAGCGAUGCGCGCCUCUACAACCUCGUGGAGAAGAGGUCAUACAAGUUAACUCUCCCGGAGCCGCCUAUCCGCAGUAGAUAUCUGAUUGGGUCCUCAAAUGGCUGGCUGGUUACUGCUGAUGAUAGGUCUGAGAUGCACCUUCUCAAUCCUAUUACCAUGGAACAGAUUGCUCUUCCAUCCGUGAUCACCCUCCAGUCGGUAGCACCCAUUCUCGAUGAAACGGGUGCCGUGUACAAGUAUAAUUUCUGGACUCGUGCCACACACCCACCUAGGACCUUUGCUCUUGAUGAACUACGGAGGUACCUCCACCGCAAGGCAUUUGUAUUUUAUGAUACAUCUGCAGAACGCUAUAUCGUGGUGCUCAUCCACAACCCACGGGGACAGCUUUCAUUUGCUUGGAUAGGGGAUAACAAGUGGACCUGGCUGCCACCUGACAGAUAUUUUCAUGACUGCGUCUACAAGGAUGAUCUUUUAUAUGCCGUGGCUGGACAAGGAGAAAUUUUUGCCUUUAAUCUCAGAGGCCCUAUUGUCACAGAAAAGUUGAUUGUGGACGUGGCAAAAGACUAUAUUUGGGAAAAUAUUUACAUUGUUCAGGCUCCUUGUGGUGAUCUGCUGCAAGUUUGGAGAUUGGAAGCUGAAAAUGGGUAUGGUGGAGAUGUGGACAACGCGACGUAUGAAAACCAUACUGGGAAGAUCGAUAUAUUUAAAGUUGACACUACAGCUGAAAAGCUCGUGAAAAUAAAUAGCUUGGUUGAUCAUGUGUUGGUUCUUGGGCUUAACCAAUCACUUUGUCUCAGUACUGAAGAAUAUCCACAGUUGAAAGCAAAUCGUGUCUACUUUACAGAUGAUCAUCAGUUGUAUCUUUUUGGUCACAAGAAUAACCGUCGUGAUAUAGGACUCUUUGAUUUGAAAAAUAACAGUAUAGAGGAACUUGUAUCCCCUCAGCUUUGGUCCAACUGGCCUCCUCCCAUAUGGAUAACGCCAGCACUUACAGAAUUGUGCCCAACAAAAGUUCCACCGUACCCGACACCAGCUUCGACUUCACAAUUUUAUUACCCAGCGAGCCUGCGAGCCGCUUACAUUUUCUUUUGUAUUACUAUUAUAUCUGCCUACCUGAUCAGUUGGUGCUCUAUAUUGUAAAUCUGUUUUCUUCUGCUUGAAUAAUAUGACACAACGGGGCUGUUCUGCCCUUGGUUUGUAA